AUGACUGAUAACAUCCUUGUAACCCGCACGUCGGUCCCUCCAAAAAACUGCAUUCAGGUGGCGGAUAAGAGGCUGACCGCGGACCAAAAUCGACCUUGUACCUGCCCUGAGACGCAGGUGGAUUCAGGGGAUGGACUCACUCUUUCUGCUCUGCCAGGGCCGCUUUAUAAUACCACCGUCCAGGUCCGGCCAAAAGCCUGCAAUCAAGUGACUGGGAGGUUCAAUAAUGCAAGCCAGGAAGCUUGGGUACGACUUCAUCGGACUAACCUUGAUGAGACGACCCAGCCACUAAACGCCGUAUUUGAAACUGGUGAAGAACUGUUCUUAGGAACAUGCGACAGUAGAGAAGUUGGUGUAUUCGUCAAUACGAGUGUGGGAAAGAAAAGGAAACUGACUCUUUCGAACCACCUACCGACCCGAAUCGGACGUUUACGAACAACUUUGGCUAUCUUCUUCGUUUAUGCUCCAACAUCAAGCUACGAAGGAGUGAAAGCUUUCUAUAUGGACCUAGAAAAAUCCUACGCAGAUGACCAUACCUUCUACAAGUUCAUUGUUGGUGAUUUUGACGCCAAGAUUGCCGCCAGAAAAACGCCUGAGGAACUUCACAUCGAGACCCACGGCAUACAAUGGAAUGAAGAGGGGGAAAAACCUUCCGAGUUUAUCAUGACGACUAAGACCAUCCAUGGGAACUCGCAAUUCCAGGAUCCCCUACGUCGGACGUGGGAGUCACCCGAUGGAGGGUACCAUUCCGUCUACCCAAAGAGAAGAGGAAGCCGCGAAGUUCAGAGAACCAAGUCCCACAACUGUCAACAACUGGGAUCUUUUAGCUUCUUUUGUCGGCUUUUGAGAAGAUACCGUCAUGGACGACAUCGACGGCGAAUAUGA
Molecule: messenger RNA, 885 nt
Organism: Necator americanus (New World hookworm)
Lineage: Eukaryota; Metazoa; Nematoda; Chromadorea; Rhabditida; Ancylostomatidae
Exons: 3
Coding region: 1-885 (294 amino acids)
Source: RefSeq, a predicted model, not a curated record